GAUUCACUGCUGAAAAAGAACUGGACGCCAGGAAAUUAGGGGUUGAGUCCGAGGCAAGGUGGACGCCGGACAACGAGACACGGAAUCCUAGACCGGCCCGGAAGUGCCUCUGCUCGUCCGCCUUCGAGGAGGGGUGGGCAUCUUCCCCGCCCGACCAUUGUUCGUGCAGCGCGCCUAGCAACCCCGGGCCGGUAACCCCUUCUCCCUCCUCGCGCGUUCCGGGUCUCGCAGGCGCCUCCAAGGUUUGUCUUGCAGCAUAGCUGCAGUUGGAGGGUACCUUUUAAGCUGUUCAAGGUCAAGAUGAAUACAAACUCAAAGGAGAUUUUAUCCCUGGGUGUUCAAGUUCCCCAGGCAUGGGAAGAACUUCUGACAAUGAAAGUGGAAGCAAAAAGUCACCUCCAAAGGCAGGAAUCCAGACUGAAACGCAAUAAUCCACUGGCAAGGGAAAUCUUCCGAAGGCACUUUCGACAGCUGUGCUACCAAGAGACCCCUGGACCAAGGGAGGCUCUUACCCGACUCCAGGAACUUUGCUACCAGUGGUUGAGGCCACAUGUGAGCACAAAGGAGCAGAUUUUGGAUCUGCUGGUGCUGGAGCAGUUUCUGUCCAUCCUGCCCAAGGAGCUCCAGGGCUGGGUGAGGGAACACUGUCCAGAGAGUGGAGAAGAGGCUGUGAUUUUGCUGGAGGAUCUGGAGAGAGAGCUCGAUGAACCACAACAUGAGAUGGUAACCCACAGACACAGACAAGAAGUCCUCUCUAAAGAGAUGGUGCCUCUAGCAGAGCAGACACCACUGAGCCUUCAGUCCCAGCCCACACGUGACUCUGCUCAGAAGUGCCAUUCUAUUGGAGAGACAGGCACAUUUUUAUUUUCCAAACCUGUUGUGAUCCCCCAGCUAAAAGGAGGAGGAGAACCACAGCCUAACAACAGAGGAGUCCUAAGAGAUGAAAUAACCAAGACUGAGGACAGACAGUUGGUGCUAAGGAAAGACUGUCCUAAGAUAGUGGAACCACAUGGGAAAAUGUUUAAUGAGCAGACCUGGGAGCUAUCACAGCAGGAUCCCCCACAUGGAGAAGUUGGUGAACAUACGGAUAGGAUAGAGAGGCAGUGGGGAAACCUCUUAGGAGAGGGGCAACACAAAUGUGAUGAAUGUGGGAAGAGCUUUACUCAGAGCUCAGGUCUCAUUCGACAUCAAAGAAUUCACACUGGAGAAAGACCUUAUGAAUGUAAUGAGUGUGGGAAAGCCUUCAGUCGAAGUUCUGGUCUUUUUAAUCACCGAGGAAUCCACAAUAUACAGAAACGGUAUCACUGUAAGGAGUGUGGGAAGGCCUUCAGUCAGAGUGCAGGUCUUAUCCAGCAUCAGAGAAUCCACAAAGGAGAAAAGCCGUAUCAGUGCAGCCAGUGCAGUAAGAGCUACAGUCGGCGUUCAUUUCUCAUUGAACAUCAGAGAAGCCACACAGGGGAGCGACCUCACCAGUGCAUUGAAUGUGGGAAAAGCUUUAAUCGACACUGCAACCUCAUUCGCCAUCAGAAGAUCCACACACUGGCUGAGCUGGUCUAGGGCUUGCUAUGAGCAAGUUUUCCAGAUCACCAGCCAAGUCAUGUGGGGUAGCUUGAGGUUAAAAAAUACCUCUCUCUUCCUUUCUCCAUUAAGUGUGUUUGAAACAAAUAAUGACUUACGGCCCAGGGACUUCCUAAAAGGAAAGUUGGGUGUUUGAAGCUACUGUUUUCCCUUUUGUUCGUUUUACCUCUUUCUUAUUCUUACUAAUUGUGUCCCUCUUAUUUAUUAUUUAUUAUUAUUAUUUUUUUGAGACGGCUGGUAAACCCUUCUAAUAAUAUAAUAAAUGGCACUGCCAGAGCCAGCAUGCCUGAAA
Messenger RNA from Cercocebus atys (sooty mangabey), 1870 nucleotides. It is a transcript of the gene ZSCAN9, whose product is annotated as zinc finger and SCAN domain containing 9. Gene Ontology annotation, molecular function: RNA polymerase II cis-regulatory region sequence-specific DNA binding; DNA-binding transcription factor activity, RNA polymerase II-specific. The transcript has 5 exons. Lineage: Eukaryota; Metazoa; Chordata; Mammalia; Primates; Cercopithecidae. The record is from RefSeq and is a predicted model, not a curated record. Gene Ontology annotation, biological process: regulation of transcription by RNA polymerase II. The coding region runs from base 301 to 1557 and encodes 418 amino acids.